Cebus imitator (Panamanian white-faced capuchin) is the source of this 5039-nucleotide messenger RNA. RefSeq names its product jade family PHD finger 1 (gene JADE1). NCBI's taxonomy places the organism in Eukaryota, Metazoa, Chordata, Mammalia, Primates, Cebidae. The record is from RefSeq and is a predicted model, not a curated record. The transcript has 8 exons. Gene Ontology annotation, cellular component: histone acetyltransferase complex. Gene Ontology annotation, biological process: regulation of transcription by RNA polymerase II. Bases 18 to 2063 code for a protein of 681 amino acids.
CAUUUAAGGAGAUUGGAAUGCCUGAACUAGAUGAAUACACCAUGGAAAGGGUCCUAGAGGAGUUUGAGCAGCGAUGUUAUGACAAUAUGAAUCACGCCAUAGAGACUGAGGAAGGCCUGGGGAUCGAAUAUGAUGAAGAUGUUGUCUGUGAUGUCUGCCAGUCUCCUGAUGGCGAGGACGGCAAUGAGAUGGUAUUCUGUGAUAAAUGCAACAUCUGUGUGCACCAGGCCUGUUAUGGAAUCCUCAAGGUGCCAGAGGGCAGCUGGCUGUGCCGGACAUGUGCCCUGGGGGUUCGGCCAAGAUGUCUGCUGUGUCCCAAGAAGGGUGGAGCUAUGAAGCCCACCCGUAGUGGAACCAAGUGGGUCCAUGUCAGCUGUGCCCUGUGGAUCCCUGAGGUGAGCAUUGGUAGCCCGGAGAAGAUGGAGCCCAUCACCAAGGUGUCACACAUUCCCAGCAGUCGGUGGGCGCUAGUGUGCAGCCUCUGCAAUGAGAAGUUUGGGGCCUCUAUUCAGUGCUCUGUGAAGAACUGCCGCACGGCCUUCCAUGUGACCUGUGCUUUUGAACGGGGCCUGGAGAUGAAGACCAUCUUAGCAGAGAAUGAUGAAGUCAAGUUCAAGUCCUAUUGCCCAAAGCACAGCUCACACAAGAAACCCGAGGAGAGUCUUGGCAAGGGAGCUGCACAGGAGAAUGGGGCCCCUGAGUGUUCCCCCCGUAAUCCCCUGGAGCCCUUUGCCAGCCUUGAGCAAAACCGGGAAGAGGCUCACCGGGUGAGUGUCCGUAAGCAGAAGCUGCAGCAGCUGGAGGAUGAGUUCUACACUUUUGUCAACUUGCUGGAUGUUGCCAGGGCUCUGCGGCUGCCCGAGGAAGUAGUGGAUUUCCUGUACCAGUACUGGAAGCUGAAGAGGAAGGUCAACUUCAACAAGCCCCUGAUCACCCCAAAGAAAGACGAAGAGGACAAUCUAGCCAAGCGGGAGCAGGAUGUCUUGUUUAGGAGGCUGCAGCUGUUCACGCAUCUGCGGCAGGACCUGGAGAGGGUUCGGAACCUCACUUACAUGGUGACCCGCAGGGAGAAGAUUAAACGGUCCGUGUGCAAAGUCCAGGAACAGAUAUUCAAUCUUUACACUAAGCUCUUGGAGCACGAAAGAGUUUCAGGUGUGCCUUCUUCUUCCUGCUCCUCCUCCUCACUGGAAAACAUGCUUUUAUUUAACAGUCCUUCUGUGGGUCCUGAUGCUCCCAAGAUAGAGGACCUGAAGUGGCAUUCUGCAUUCUUCAGAAAACAAAUGGGUCCUUCCUUGGUUCAUUCGCUGAAAAAGCCCCAUAAGCGAGAUCCUUUGCAGAACAGCACUGGAAGUGAAGGCAAAACCCUGCUGAAGCAGCCAGACCUGUGUGGUAGAAGGGAGGGAAUGGUGGUCCCAGAAAACUUUCUGGGUUUGGAAAAGACCUUUGCAGAAGCACGUCUCAUAUCAGCACAACAGAAAAAUGGUGUGGUGAUGCCAGACCACGGGAAAAGAAGAGACAAUCGUUUUCAUUGUGAUCUCAUUAAAGGAGACUUAAAGGACAAAUCUUUUAAACAGAGUCACAAGCCUCUCAGGUCCACAGAUGUGUCCCAGAGGCAUCUCGACAACACAAGAGCUGCCACCUCCUCUGGAGUGGGGCAGUCAGCACCUGGCACAAGGAAGGAGAUUGUGCCCAAGUGCAAUGGCUCCCUAAUCAAAGUAAACUAUAAUCAGACCACAGUCAAAGUGCCUACAACACCUGCCAGCCCAGUGAAAAACUGGGGAGGAUUCCGGAUUCCAAAGAAGGGGGAACGGCAGCAGCAGGGAGAGGCCCACGAAGGGGCCUGCCACCAGCACUCAGACUACCCAUAUUUGGGCCUAGGCCGAGUUCCAGCCAAGGAAAGGGCAAAAAGCAAAUUAAAAUCUGACAAUGAGAAUGACGGGUAUGUCCCCGAUGUGGAAAUGAGUGACUCAGAGAGUGAGGCAUCAGAAAAGAAAUGUAUACACACCAGCAGCACUAUCAGCAGGAGGACAGACAUUAUCAGGAGAAGCAUCUUGGCUUCUUGAUGCAACAGAGAUGAUGCGGAAGCCCUUUGGGCUCGUCAUUGGGUGUGCUAGAGGAGAGCUCUGAUGGGGGGAGAAGCAGAAACCCAUUAAUCCUGAGCUACACAAACAUUUACUUGCAAUUCAGAUUAAAUUUUUUUUUCCAGAGUCAUUUUUAAAUCAUUUUUGAGAGAAGUUUGUGUUAUUUGCAACUUGUUGAGGAAACAGAAGAGUAGAUUGUAACCGUAAGACAUUGCUAAGACUAGAACCCAAACUAAACACUAAAAUAAGCAUGAAAUAAAUUUUAAAGAGGGCAAGGCUUUAAAUAAGCCUCCUGAAUUUUUACAGCCCUCUGCAUUCUUCCCAAAGCACAAACUCGUGGUUACCUGAAUGCAGGGAACCCGAUAUGGUUCUUAAGAAACCUUCAUGGUACCAUUCACAGCCCAUAAAGCUUAUUUUCUAGGACUGUGGUAGAUCUUGAAAUCAUAUUUAUAUUUGGCCAUCAAGGCUAUUUUUGUUACAUUAUAGUAUACAGGCAGCAGCUCUGAAGCUUCAGUAACACUAGGGAAUUUAUGUGUAAAUAUGGCAGUCAGGGAAGAGAGUUUUAAAAAAGGUCAUUAUUGGAGGAGCUGAGGGGACAGGGUGGAGCUGCUGCAAUGUGGAGAUUUAGGGUAAAUGUAGCAAGGUCCUGCUGCUUGAAGCCUGUGAGUAGGUUGUGGAUAUGAGACUGGUAGAGAAUGAGACUGUUAGGAAAGUUGUAUCUAUGAAUAAGGGCAGUUGAAGUACAAUUUUUAUCAGUCUACUUGACCUUCCUCUUCCCUAACCACUGGCUGUUGAGCCAGCUUGGGGUUUCCCUGGCCAUUGCCAAUACCUGGCCAUCUGGCUUCCACUAGUAUAAUGGCUACUCAAGUUCAAGUGAAGAACUUCCAGACUCUGGUGACUCUUACUUCCCAGAGCCAACCACUAGUGCAUAUGUCGGGGAAUCCGGGCUUCCAACAUGAACGGAUUCCUUAAGGAAAAGAAAAAAAAAAAAAAAAAAAAAAAAAAAAAAAAAAAAAAAAAAAAAAAAAAAAGAGAGAAAAACGAAAUAGGUUAUAUUUUAAAAACAAUAGAAAGGCAAUAAGUUGCGAUAAGCUCUUACUAUUGACCAAGGUUAUACAGGAAAGAGAUUGAAGUGUACCCUUGAAUAGGUUUUCUGUAGUCAGAGUUCUAAACUCUAAUUCGUAACUUGGACUUUCUAAUUGCAAAUGGCAAUAACUAGUAAGUUAUCAGCAAUAAUAAAUUUAGCAUUAAAAUUGAGUACAAUGUUUUGUUUUUGCACUCACUGUAGUGCAUUAUGUAUCAAGACAGUGGAUAGUGUUUAGGUCCUGUUAAUUUUUUUUGGAAUUCAAUGUGGUUGUGAAUCAAACUUAAGGAAGGAAAGUUUAAAUAGCAAUGAGAUUUAGAAUUAUGGGCAUUCGGAACACGCCCGACUUCCCCAAAAUUUCUCCUUAGUUUGUUAAUACCAAUAUUCAGAUUCCUGAUUCAUUUAUACAUCUGUUUCCAUAUGGCAGGGACAUUAUGAUACUUAAUGAAUAAUGCUUUGAGUUCUGUAGUUAACUUUCAAGUCUUCCAGAUGAUUGUCAACAACAAAAAAGGCUUAUUGAAUUCCAUCUUGCUAUGCAAGUUUUAUCAGAUGAUCAAAUAGUAGAUCUGAUGCAUCCCCAUUGUAUGUAUAACAUUUUCAAACCAAGUCUUAACUUUUCAAAUACAUUUUAGUAGCUAAUUCAGGGGAGGGGAAAGAAUGACGCAGGUUUUUAGAUUGACUAUUUUUGAGCUAUGGGGCUCAUUUUGAAAGACUGCUGUCCAGAUCAGCAUGUUGCUACAGAUAAUAGAAGGUUCUUAUGAAUCCAAGUUGUAUAUUCACUUGUAGCAUAAUUUAAAAAUUAGAUUUUUUUUUUUUUUUUGCAUAUGAGCAAAAACCUUUUGCUGAAUACAGGAGAAGGUUGGAUUUUAUCUACAGUUAUCUUUUGACUACAGCAACAGCUCUGGGUGAGAGUAGAAUUUAUAGAGGGAUAAUUUGUCAAGCCAUAGAAAGAAAAAUCUAAAUUAAUCUAGUAAGUGUAUGACCUCUCACCAUUUUAAGAGGUAUCAGAUUCAUUUGCACUAUUAGGAAUGCUAGUUUUGUGCAAAAAUAAUGCCUUACCUGUUUUUUCCCCACAUUUAGGUUGAAAAGCUUUCAAAUGUUCCAAGUUAUGCUGAACCAAAAAACAAAAACAAAACAAAAAAUAUAUAAAAAAACCCCACACAAAAGCAAAACACACAAAAAUAAAAAGCCGACACAUUUUAUUCCUGCUUUGAAAUGCAAAUGGUAUAGAGCACGGUUUCUCUGACAGUAUAAUGAUAGCUUUGUGAGUUAGUUUCAUGUCAUGCUGGGAACUCUGUAUGAGGUGGCCAUAAGCAACAACCAGCCCAAACACCCACUUGCAUUCUAUUAGUACGGAACCAUUUGCUUUUUUUUUUUUUUUUUUUUUUAGCUUUAUUUUUUUUUGUGCAUCCUGACCAAGAAAUAUCUUUGAUUAUGAUUAAUGUAUUAUGUCAAAAUGUAGGCUAGUUAAACUUUUGUAAAGUUGCCUGGAAUGUCAUAUGUUAGGUUAUAAACACAAGAUCUAAAUGAUGGGUUUUAUGUGUUGUGUACAAAUCUUAAUUAUUUUGAAAUGGACAAACUUGUCAUUACAUUUGUAACCUUGUACAGAGGAUUUUUCACUAUGUGCCUAGCUUGGUGUCCAUUCAGCUAAAAUUGAAAAAAAAAAAGGUGCAUGAAGAGUUAAAAAUCAAAUAAAAGUAUAUGUAGAGAUGACUAUUUUAUAUUACAUGACCCAAUCCUGUAUUUAUUUCUACCCCCUUUUUGAAAGUAUUUAUAAAACUAGUUGAGGACAGCUGUAUUUUUUUGUUGAACUAUUUAGUAGAAUUGUGCCUUUUUGUCUGUAUGUGAAUAAAUGCUGUACAUUUUGCAAUACA